Molecule: messenger RNA, 1757 nt
Organism: Sorex araneus (European shrew)
Lineage: Eukaryota; Metazoa; Chordata; Mammalia; Eulipotyphla; Soricidae
Gene: KLC3
Product: kinesin light chain 3
Exons: 12
Coding region: 137-1702 (521 amino acids)
Biological process (GO): axo-dendritic transport
Cellular component (GO): membrane-bounded organelle; cytoplasm; kinesin complex
Molecular function (GO): kinesin binding
Source: RefSeq, a predicted model, not a curated record
UCCCGGCCGCGCCGCCCUCGGAGGAGCCGCCCGCUGGGCGCAGCCGGGAACUUCGGGGCACGCGAGCUGCGAGCGGACUCGGCGGGGCGCGGCGCAGCCGAGCGGUCCCGGGAGCCGGCGGAGACCAGGAGCAGCCAUGUCUGUGCAGGUGGCGGCCCCUGGGGGCCCCGAGCGCCUGAGCCCCGAGGAGCUGGUGCGCCAGACCCGGCAGGUGGUCCAGGGCCUGGAGGCACUGCGGGCCGAGCACCACGGCCUGGCCGGGCACCUGGCGGGCGCGCUGGCGGGCGCCGAGCUGCUGGAGGAGAAGCAGCAGGUGCUGAGCCACUCGCUGGAGGCCAUCGAGCUGGGGCUGGGUGAAGCCCAGGUGCUGCUGGCCCUCUCGGCCCACAUGGGCGCGCUGGAGGCUGAGAAGCAGCGGCUGCGGGCGCAGGCCCGGCGGCUGGCCCAGGAGAACGCGUGGCUGAGGGAGGAGCUGGAGGAAACGCAGCGGCGGCUGCAGGCCAGCGAGGAGGCUGUGGCGCAGCUGGAGGAGGAGAAGAACCACCUGGAGUUCCUGGGCCAGCUGCGGCAGUAUGACCCGCCCGCCGAGAGCCAGCAGCCUGAGUCCCCGCCUCGCCGAGACAGCCUGGCCUCCCUGUUCCCCAAUGAGGAGGAGGAGAGGAGAGGUCCCGAGGCGGCAGGGGCAGCGGCGGCCCAGCAGGGAGGCUACGAGAUCCCUGCGCGCCUGCGCACACUGCACAACCUGGUCAUCCAGUACGCAGGCCAGGGCCGCUACGAGGUGGCCGUGCCACUCUGCCGCCAGGCCCUCGAGGACCUGGAACGGAGCUCGGGCCACAACCACCCGGACGUGGCCACCAUGCUCAACAUCCUGGCGCUGGUGUACCGGGACCAGAACAAAUACAAAGAAGCCACAGACCUGCUCCACGAUGCCCUGCAGAUCCGGGAGCAGACACUGGGCCCCGAGCACCCCGCCGUGGCCGCCACCCUCAACAACCUGGCCGUGCUCUAUGGGAAGCGGGGGCGCUACCGCGAGGCUGAGCCCCUGUGCCAGCGUGCCCUGGAGAUCCGGGAAAAGGUCUUGGGCGCCGAGCACCCGGACGUGGCCAAGCAGCUGAACAACCUGGCGCUGCUGUGCCAGAACCAGGGCAAGUUCGAGGCGGUGGAACAGCACUACGCACGCGCGCUGAGCAUCUACGAGGCCCUGGGCGGGCCCCACGACCCCAACGUGGCCAAGACCAAGAACAACCUGGCGUCCGCCUACCUGAAACAGAACAAGUACCAGGAGGCUGAGGCGCUGUACAAGGAAAUCCUGCGCCGGGAGGACCUGCCCGCCCCCCUGGGUGAGCCCCGCCCCCGCCCCGCCCCCACAAGCUUCUGUAUGUGUCCCCCCCACCACCACCCUUUCUGUUGUUCCCCAGGGGCCCCCGCAACAGGCACAGCUGGUGUCACAGAGCAGCAGCCCCUGCGGCGGAGCAGCUCCUUCUCAAAGUUCCGAGAGUCCAUCCGGCGCGGGAGCGAGAAGCUGGUGUCGCGGCUGCGUGGCGAGGUGGCCGCAGGGGCCGGCGGGAUGAAGCGCGCCAUGUCACUGGGCGUGCUGAACACGGAUGCCCCGCAGGCUGCUGGCGCCCAGUUCUCCAGUGGCCACCUGAGCGAAGCCUCUCGGGCCCUCAGCGCCAGCACCCAGGACCUGGGCCCCCGCUGAAGUGCGCAGGACCACACGCUGGGCCGUGGGAAGAGGGGGAGGGACGCCCCGGGCC